This is a messenger RNA of Mya arenaria, 1020 nucleotides long. Its product is annotated as putative nuclease HARBI1. The transcript is spliced from 7 exons. The record is from RefSeq and is a predicted model, not a curated record. Bases 1 to 1020 code for a protein of 339 amino acids. Lineage: Eukaryota; Metazoa; Mollusca; Bivalvia; Myida; Myidae.
AUGGCGGCGUUGUUUGUUUUCGGCCAAAGAAGAAGAAAACAACGCACAUUUAAGGAUCGCAUUUCAUCCUUAGAUCAUCUGUCAGAUGUGGAGGUUGUGGACCGAUAUAGACUCUCACGAAUCGCCAUUAUUUAUUUGGAAGAUAACCUAAGAAAUGACCUUUCACCUCCUACAAACAGGUCACAAUCGGUAUCGUCUAUGACGAAGGUGCUGGUUGGGCUUAGAGUUCUGUCUAAAGGAAAUUUCUUAUCAGAGGUAGCCGACCUGCACGGCAUAUCUAAGCAAACAGCGUCAAGGGUGUUGCAUGAGUUUGUAGACGCUGUAAAUCGAAAUAUUGACAAUAUAAGAUUUCCAAGAACACAACAAGAAUUGGCAGAAGCAAAACUUGGCUUCUACAAAAGAUGCAAAAUUGCCAAUAUCGUAGGUGCAGUCGACGGAACACUCGUCCCUAUCAUUGCCCCGAAAGACAGUGGCGAAGCCUACAUAUGCCGGAAAGGAUUCCAUGCUAUAAAUGUGAUGGCUACAUGUAGCCACGACAGAAGGUUCAUCGACAUUGUCGCCAAGUGGCCAGGGUCGCAGCAUGAUUCUUCUGUCAUGAACACCUCGUCGUUGAAGGAACACAUGGAGAGUGAGAGGCCAGGGAUGCUGCUGGCUGAUAGCGGUUAUCCACUCACUACCAGCCUGCUAACUCCGCUUGCUAAUCCCGUAACGCCUGCUGAAGCAAGAUAUAACAACGCGCAGAGCAAGGGAAGGAUGGUUAUCGAGCAGAGUUUUGGAAUCCUGAAAGGAAGGUUUCGAUGUCUCCACAAAACCGGCGGUGUGUUGAGUUACAGUCCCGAAAAGUCGUGUGCAAUUUUUAUGGCAUGUGCCAGGUUGCACAAUAUCUGUUUGGAUUGGGGUCUGACACUGGACGAUGCCCAAGUAGUGGACCCAGGCCAAGAUGCUAUGGAGGCCUGGAUGGGACAACCAGGCUUGCAGGUGCAAGAACUGCGACGACGAGUUGUGAACACUUUUGUGUGA